AUGUCUUCUCACAAGACUUCCAGAAUCAAAGGAUUCCUGGCCAACAAACAAAAGCAAAAUCGUCCUGUUCCUCAAUGGAUUUGGAUGAAAACAAAUGGUAACAAAAUCAGGUACAAUUCCAAAGGAAGACACCGGAGGAGAACGAAGAUGGGUCUGCCAGGAUUCACACAAUGGCGAGACUAA
This is a messenger RNA of Peromyscus eremicus (cactus mouse), 183 nucleotides long. RefSeq names its product large ribosomal subunit protein eL39-like. NCBI's taxonomy places the organism in Eukaryota, Metazoa, Chordata, Mammalia, Rodentia, Cricetidae. Gene Ontology annotation, molecular function: structural constituent of ribosome. The record is from RefSeq and is a predicted model, not a curated record. The coding region runs from base 1 to 183 and encodes 60 amino acids. The transcript has a single exon. Gene Ontology annotation, cellular component: cytosolic large ribosomal subunit; ribosome. Gene Ontology annotation, biological process: translation.